AUGCAGGCGGGCAGGAAACGGGAGCCUGCUCCUCAUCUUGGCUACUAUCGCAGCGGGAGGACAUUCCUCAUCACGGAGGAUGUUGCAGAGGAGAAGAAGGAAGGAGAGGAAGGAGAGAAAAAGAGAAGAGAGGAGGAGGGAGGAUGUAAUAUCUUAGUUGCUUCCUGUGUGAUAGCCACCAAGCCACAAGGGGGGAGUGAGAGAAGAAGGCAAGGAUGGGGGAUUGAAACCACUUGA
Molecule: messenger RNA, 237 nt
Organism: Xyrichtys novacula (pearly razorfish)
Lineage: Eukaryota; Metazoa; Chordata; Actinopteri; Labriformes; Labridae
Source: the annotation of a GenBank genome assembly